Molecule: messenger RNA, 294 nt
Organism: Gongylonema pulchrum
Lineage: Eukaryota; Metazoa; Nematoda; Chromadorea; Rhabditida; Gongylonematidae
Source: the annotation of a GenBank genome assembly
AUGUUCGUGUGGGCUGUGGGUUAUGCGCGAUACAAAUUAACCAGGCCCAGUGUUACUUCGCCAAAUGUUGCCGAUGAAGAGAACGCGCAGUGGGCUGAAAGGGUGCGGGAAACCGAAGCUGCGAAAGAGGAGGCAAAACGGAAGGAGAAGAUCGCUGCGGAAGAGUACAGGAAGCAUGCGGAAUGUGUUGUCAGCCUGAAACGGAAUGUGGCUGAACUCGAAGAAAAAUUAACAGUGACGUUGGAAAAACUUGACAUCAGCCGGCAGACAUUGGUCAGAUUCCGUUACUAUUAA